CGGGAGCGCCCACGCUUCCCGCAGGGAGCGCCCACAUUCCCGCAGGGAGCGCCGCCGGCAGAGCGGGAGCGCCCCGGCCGGCCCGGGCUCGGGGACAAUGAUUACUUUCCAGCAAAAAAUUUUAACCUUGGUCAAGUGUUUCAGAAGGCAAUGGCGUUUAUUUUCAAACUCUGAAAGGACUACAGUGUGUGGAGCAGACUGCAUGCUGAUGGCAUUGCAACUGUCCAUGGCUGAAGUCAAUAAACAGCACUGUGGAGACUUCACAGUAUCACUUAGUGAUGUGCUGGAAACUUGGAACUAUUUGUUACAUGACAAACUGGGAUUAUCAUAUGAAAACAUGAAAGAACCUGAAAAUUAUGCUGAUGUAAAAAAAGCCUAUCACACCUUCUUAGCAAAAAGCAAUAUGUUAGAUCUAGUAGACAUAUGUCAGAAGUGCUAUAGUCUUGGACUUUUACCUGAAGAUGAAAGCAUAGCCCCUGUUCAGCUGUUGGAAUUCAUUUCUGGCAUAACUAAUGUGCAAGAAAAUAGUAGUUCUGUUCUUCCUACUCCUUCUACACAAGUUGACAGACAGGGCCAGGAGAAUGUGAAGGCAUCAAUCCUGGCAAAGAAGUCUGUCUGUUCAUAUUUAAGCCUGUUGGUGAAUUCUAAGGAUGAUCUGGCAUUGGCUCAUAUUCUAAAUGUUCCUGACAGAGGACUUGGUAGAGAAGCCUUCACUAACCUGAAACAUGCCUCACAGAAGAAGAAAAUGUCCAUUUUCCUGAUGGCAACAUCUUUUAUCCGAACCGUAGAACUUGGAGGAAGAGACUGUGCAUCUUCUUUAUAUGAUCCUUUAAGAGCUCAUGUAAAGGGGCUCUCCAGCUUUGUUACUUUUAUUGACAAGCUGCAAGAAAUUCUUGGUGAAAUCUUAAAUCCCAGAAUCGCAGGGGGGCGAAUUCUGUCAACAGUGAAGAUGCAUUUGAUAAAAGGCCGAAGCAAUGGGGAUCCUUUCUGUCAGGCAGUAGAGGAAGUUGUACAAGAUUUGGAUUUGAAGAUUAAAAAUAUUAUCGAUUCACAACAGGAAAUCUUGACUGCUAGCACUACUGGAGUCAGUCCAACACGGCCAAAAUUGCAUUCCAUAAAUCAUGGCACUGCAUAUUGUGGCAGAGAUACUGUAAAGGUCUUACUAGUUCUUCUGGAUGAAGAAUCUGUCCAUCCUCCUACCCAGAACAAAGCGGAUCUGUUAUACGACAAUGAAAGCUUAAAUUUGUUUGGAAUCACCUCUAUUUUGACACUCUUCAGAUCUCCAGCACAAUCCAAUGGAUCUUCUCCAAAACCUCUUAGACAACGUAUUCAGAAAUCUAUGAAGGAAAAAGUAAUUAAGAUGAAGCAAUCUUCAAUUAAAUCCCAGUUUGCAUGUACAUAUAAAAAUGAUUUGAGUGAAAUGGGUCAUCAGCAUUCUCUUGAAAUUCCAACCUGCAAACAUCCUGCACCAAAGCAACACUUGAAAGCUGGAUAUGGGACAGAAGGUACAAAUUCAUGUCUUGAUGUACCAGUGCUUGGAACUAUUUCUGAAAGUCUUCACCAGACUAGAAGUUGUACAGAAAUGGGAAAGCUGAGUUGUCAGCCAAGGAACAAGAACUCCAAGAAUGAACAGAUGGAUGUGAAUAAUGACAAAGUAAUCUGUGACAAGGAAAGUGAACCAUCUUUGCAAAAAAAUGCUAAAAGACUUAAGACUUCAAACAGCUCUCAGAAGGAAUUGGACAGCAAAAUUGGGGGUAAAAGAAAACAGACCAAAACUUCAAGUAAGAAUAAGUUGAUUGCUGGUCAGGCAAAAUUGACUCAAUUUUUUCGACUGUAGGUUUUUGUUUUGACAUACAUGGUAUGUUGACAGUUGUAAAAUUUUGUGAGAAAAAGGGUGAAAUUCAUGAAUUGCUUCCUUUCAUACUCAAAUAAUUGAAAGUAGCUUGUGUAUAAUAUUAGACAACUUAUUACAAGUCUGGAUUAUGCUGAAGUCUUUUAUUUUAUAAUAGCAAUACAUUGUUAGUAAUUGCAGUACGUGCUUUUUGGUAAUGAUUUAUGUAUCCCUCUACAAUGUGAUGGGAAACUAUUUUUGGAUGCGUAUGUAUAGCCACACUAAAACACAGUAACUUCAAAUUGCAUUAAAUUCAAAAUAAAAUGUUUAAUCUUCAAA
Molecule: messenger RNA, 2170 nt
Organism: Pseudopipra pipra
Lineage: Eukaryota; Metazoa; Chordata; Aves; Passeriformes; Pipridae
Gene: PARPBP
Product: PARP1 binding protein
Exons: 11
Coding region: 98-1837 (579 amino acids)
Biological process (GO): negative regulation of double-strand break repair via homologous recombination
Cellular component (GO): chromatin
Source: RefSeq, a predicted model, not a curated record